Molecule: messenger RNA, 1875 nt
Organism: Enterobius vermicularis (human pinworm)
Lineage: Eukaryota; Metazoa; Nematoda; Chromadorea; Rhabditida; Oxyuridae
Source: the annotation of a GenBank genome assembly
UUGUUUUGCGAUUUUAAAGACUUUGCUGUAUACCGUUUUAGACGGAAGGGGAGUUUCGCAAAAAAAUUCUUCGUUACUACAAGCCUUGUUGCUGGUGCGGUAGGUAGCGCUGUAGCUUACGCUUACUAUGACCCAAUAUCCCGUACAAAAUUCGAAGAAAAAGUCCCCUACGGGAAGGAUUUAUUUGAUUAUGUAGAUAAUACGAAGGAUAAUAUUAUGAGGUCAGUAAAUUAUGUAACUCUCUUCUACCUGUUCUAUGACAAUAGCGUGCUUGAGAACAUCGCUUCAGCAAAACUAGAAGCUUCAUUGAAAGCUGCGAUAAUGUCUGCCGAAUCUCGUGUUAAAAUGGCUACGGAAGCCAAAUUAUUAACAAUAGCUGCUAUCAACGAACACGCAGAAUUGCUCAAGAAUGCCGUGAGCAGCACAAAGAAAGCAGAUUGGGAUGCAGUUUCAAGAGCUGUUGAAAAGGCUGACAAAGCAAGUCGCGAAGACCUAGCAGAAGAGAACGAAGCGCGUAAUUAUUUGGAUAGUGUUAGGAAGAUAAUCAAUGAAGGUAAAAGAAGUAAUGUAACACGCUACAAUCCGCUACUCAUAAACGCUGUUGAAACGGUUAAUAAGCUUGACGAACAAUUGGACGAGUUAAAGUUAGCAGUUCGAAAGACUCGGGAUGAAAGUCGUCGUAUUAAUCAUUUUCAAGAUUUGAUCAAGCGGAGUCGCAGAGUCUAUGCCGAUGAAUUAAAAGAUUUGCUUCCCGGUCUUGACGGAAAAGUUAAAGACGCAUCGUUAACAGAAGAUGAUCUAAAUAUGUUGGUUGCUCAUGCUCACUUAAAAGUCACUCAGUUGAGGCAGCAGCUAGCAGACCAACAGGUGGUCGAGGAGGAGAAUAUAGCGAAAGCUGUUGAGGAGCAACGUCUUUUAGAUAACUCCCAUGCCAAGGAGGAGUUGGAUUUAGAGCUUAAGCGCCUCAAGGACCAAUUAGAUGUUGAUUAUGAGCGGAGGCUUGUUGCUAAGAGGAGGGAGUGGGAAGAGGAAGCAGAAGAACAUUUAAGGAAUGUCGCUUCAGCCCACUCAGAACAUUUAGAGCAGGUUGUGAGAACACAAAAACAGUUAUGUGACAUUGAACAAAAACAGAAGGUUAUCGAAGAGGCAGUUGGUGCAGAGCGGAAAUGGAACAGUGAGCAGAUUCUUAAUGCACAGCAAAAGCUAGAAGGUAUCGAAGUAGCACUGAACUCGCGUUUGGCAGCUGAUAUAGAACAUCGGCGUUCAAAACAAUUUUGGAUUGCAUGUCAAAAUCUUGUUGCUUCUGUCGUGUAUGGCAAGAAAGCUGGAUUAACUCCAGAGGAAAGGCGAAAUCCCCUUCUCAAUGAACUAAAUGUGAUAAAGGACUCGAGUGUUGGUGACGAAUAUGUGCAAAACGUUAUCAGGGCAUUUUCUGAAGAAAUUAUCCAUGACGGUGUUUAUCCUGAACAGGAUUUAAGAACACGAUUUUCUCAUGUCUAUAAAAUGGCACGACGUGUUGCUAAGAUUGAUGAGAACGGAGGCGGUUUAAUGCAGUACCUGACAUCUUAUCUGCAAAGUGCUAUCACUUUUGACGUACCUCGCAACUAUUCUUUUUCUUUCUUUGAGUCACUCGACAAAAUUGACCCAGAUGUGCUUGACAACUAUGAAAUCUUAUCACGUACGAAGUACUUUGUUGAUAAGGGUGACCUUACGUCAGCUGUUCGAGUAGCUCAGCUGCUGAAAGGCGAACCUGGUAGAUUAGCGAGAGAUUGGAUAAGAGACACUCGUGUACAUUUGGAGGCCCGCUUUCUGGUUGAUCUUCUUCUCGCACAUGCUGCAGUACUAAAUAUCACAACCACUUACCAUGUGAGCUAA